AUGAAAACCCCGAGAAGUGGAAGGGGCGGAGAAAGAAAAGGGGAAAAAGAAGGAAAAAAAGGCCUUUCCUCCCUUGCCCAUGUUGGGCAUCAUCUGGGAAGAAAGGAGACGACAAAUUUCUUAGCCCUGUGGCCCGCUCCCUGCUUCCCAACAAGCGGGCCGCGCGGGAUACAUAGAAUGGCAGAUGGAAUGAGUAUCCUUUCACACAUGAGGUGUCUUUGUGAAAUGGAAAGGAAAAGAGGGGGGGGAAGCAAGGAAGAGGGCCACGGUUCCACCCCAGCAUCGAACAAUCGUCGGGCCAGUGAAUCCUGA
Colletotrichum higginsianum IMI 349063 is the source of this 312-nucleotide messenger RNA. RefSeq lists its product as uncharacterized. Bases 1 to 312 code for a protein of 103 amino acids. The transcript has 2 exons. The record is from RefSeq and is a predicted model, not a curated record. NCBI's taxonomy places the organism in Eukaryota, Fungi, Ascomycota, Sordariomycetes, Glomerellales, Glomerellaceae.